CGCCUGUUCUGGCCUUCUCAGUCGAGCAUCAUAAGGCCUUCCAGCCCCUUCCGUCAUGUCAGCGGCUCGUUCUGUCCCUCCUCCAUCCCACCAGGAGGUCGCCCGCAAGCUUUCCGUGCAUUCCAAGCCACCAUUAAAGAAACCUACGUUACAGUCUGUCCCGGUAUCCGGCACCGAGUCGGACUCGGACUCGGUAUUCACGCCUGAUGUCAUCUCGCCUUCGCCGAUGUCCACAAGUCUGAGCGGCGCUCUCCUCGGUGCACCUUCAUCGCAGCCCCCUCUUCAAUCGAUUGCGGAACGCCGGUCCCACAGCGGGGGCGAGGAUUCCGAGGAGGAUGAAGAGGACGAAGAAGGGGGAUGGAGGACCCAGGAUUUCACUGGCACUACCCAGCAGGGAUCGCAUGACGAAACCGUCAUCAAGUCCGGCUACCUGUGGAAGAAGGGAGAGCGAAGGAAGACCUGGAAGAAGCGUUGGUUUGUGUUGCGCCCGGCGCAUCUGGCGUUCUACAAGACAUCGGCAGAGUACAAGCUCCUCCGGCUUCUCGACUUGACGGAGGUGCAUUCUUGCACGCCGGUGGUGUUGAAGAAGCACCAGAACACCUUCGGACUCGUCUCCCCCACGCGCACGUUCUACUUGCAGGCGGAGAAUCCUCAAGAAGUCCGGGAAUGGGUCAGCGCGAUCAAUGACACGCGUGUCCAGCUCCUUCCGACGUCGACGCGCAAUUCUGUCACCUCUCCCAUCCCAAUACCCACCACCCCUACUACUGCCACUGCUGCAUUUCAUUCCACUGGCAUCUCCUCCUCGCCUUCGCAUUCCCAUCAGCUUCACCAGCUCACAUCUUCCGACUCGGACGAUGCCUCGCCGAACAGCAAACCGAAUUCCGCUACACAACCGGUAACACUAGCCGGCGAGAGUGUAUCUCCCUCAAAACCGGUGUUAUCAGGGUAUCUCAUGAAAUGCGGGUCCAGACGGCAUAAUUGGCACAAACGAUGGUUCGUACUCAGCGGCGAGAAGCUCAUAUACUGCCGCUCUCACAUGGACACGAAGCCUCACCGUCAAAUCCCGCUCGCAUUGGUUAUCGAUGCGCUGGAAUAUGACCUGCCCCCAAACAGAAACCAUCCUGCCGUCGCGUCCCCCGGCCCGCAGUCUCCCCAGCACCACGCCCUGUCGUCCUCCCCUGCCGAUGGCGAGAGGGUAGGCACUCAUACGUUCAAGAUCGUGACGACGAAGCGCACGCUGCUGCUCUGCGCGCCCAGCGAGGAAGAGGAGAUCAAGUGGCUCAGCGCGAUCCGCGCCCUCAUCGCCCGUCGGUCCGGACAGGGCGUCGUCCCCGGGGAGCCUUCCUCGUUCCCAAGCGUCAGCCCGGCUGGGAACGUCCACGUCCACGCGCCGGCGGCAGGCAGCAGCGGGGCUACAAGCCCGGGAUCGGCGGCCCCCACGCAGAAGCGGAGGGACUCGUUCGUGCGGCGGCUGAGCUUGAGCGGGGGAGGCAGCCCUUCCCUGGGGGGCAGCGCGACCGCGCCGGGCGUCGCGACGUCACCGCAGGAAGCCCCAUCGGAACGGCAAUCUUGAGGUGUGUGUGGGGGAGGUUGGAGAGCGCGCGCGGGGUUGCGCAUUUGGAGGCCAGCGACGCGCGGGCCGAGUCCGAGAGAGGGGUGGGGGGGGCGCGAGGACGUUCUGUCUGUGGUCAUGCGGGCGCGUUGCGAGGUGUGGCCGUCGGGAUGCGACGCGACGCAGUUACCGUGUUCUCGCCAUCGGGGCAGCUGGGCAGGGGCACUGGUUGUGUGUGGGGAGAUGCAUCGCAUUGGGCUUCGCGGUGCGGGCGACCAAAAGUCUCGAUCGGGGGCGCCGGCGGGGAUCUGAGUUCGCGGUUGUUGGAAUGAGCGCGCUCGCGCGUGCAUGCCAGUGCGUACUAUGUGCUGCUGCUGUCAUCACUGUGGUAUUGGUUGUUGUGGGGCCUCUGGGGUGUGAAACAAGAGACCAUGAUGAAACAGGAGCUGUACGAUACUGAGCGAUGUCGUUGCACGAAUGAUUGGAUUUUUUUCUCGUAUGCAUACGCUAUUAGGGGCGCUGUGUAGCCGAUACCUCUUUGGUUGUGGGAGGAACGUUGAUCAUCAUUUGAAGAGCAUCGUUACGUGUACAAUAGGUCUGUGUACUAAUCAUCUGGAUGGAGUGGG
This is a messenger RNA of Dichomitus squalens LYAD-421 SS1, 2178 nucleotides long. Its product is annotated as PH-domain-containing protein. The transcript has 4 exons. The record is from RefSeq and is a predicted model, not a curated record. NCBI's taxonomy places the organism in Eukaryota, Fungi, Basidiomycota, Agaricomycetes, Polyporales, Polyporaceae. The coding region runs from base 56 to 1573 and encodes 505 amino acids.